AUGCAGUCCAUGGCAGCAACUCAAAGUAACCUGGAAGUGUCCUCAGCUCAGCCAUCUGCUCCAAUGUUUCUUAAUGACUUUCGUGAAGUGCGGUCUAAUCCUGUAGAUGGCAAGAUCCAGGCACAGGAUUUCUUUGUCUACCGUCCACCUCUUCAUGUUUCCGAGAUUCGAGGGUGUACUAUUUUUGAUACGUGUGCAAUUGUGAACACGCCCGACGUCAUGGAUUUGAGUUCUAGGCAUGAUGUAGAUGGAAUUCUAGCAAGCAACAACGAUGAGCGCAUAUUGAGAUGCGCUUACAGAAUCCAGACCGCAUUGCCACCUGAUUGUCGCCAUGCUGACAAGGUCCUAUUCGUGACCGAUGACUGCAACUUGCUUCUAAAAGCGGCUGCUCACUCGGUGAAAUGUAUGUCAUCUGAGAAUUAUUGCAAACUUAUGGAUCAGUCAAGAAUCCCGGAAGAUCCAGAGGAACCAAUGGAUGUCGAUCCUACACCUGAACAGACUGCAAAUCAAGGCAAUUCAUCUGAGCCAUCACAUUCGCAAAAUAAUGAACCAAAACCAUCUCAACUAAGCAGGGAGACGGAAUCGAAACCACACGCAAAAAAUAGAGUAACAAUAUCUCCUGUUGCUCAUACUCUAGCGAAUCCUCCGGGAGAGUCAAUUAUUAAGGAUAGUUUGCAAUUGAGCACUAAGAAGAUUGAAAAAUCGGUGGAGAGCUCACGAAGCUUGAAGGAGGAGCAUUCUUCUGCCUUGUUGGAUAUUCAGAACCGUAAUUAUAAAGAAGCAAAGAGAAGUCAGUAUUAUGUUGCAUCCGUUCCUGACAGUGCUACCGCUAGAGAGCACAGACCGAAGGAGAAAAGUCAGUCUCAAAGCGGACUGGAUCUUCGCCAAGAGCAAGGAGUGAGAAAACCAUAUGAGAAGUCAUAUCUUGGAGGCGAAAGUCCCUCACGAGCUACAGCUGCCUCUCGGCACUUCGAAGAAGCCUCGCGAAAUCGUCACAGCAUUUACUCGUCUAAAGCGUUGUCUCGUCAACCGCAGAGUCCCUGCAGAAGCCCUAGAUUCGAAUACAAUCGCUACUAUACUUACAGUGGUCAUGACGAGCUAGAAAGCCAAGUCUGUAGUCAGUGUAAGAGGCGUUAUCCCACUAAGAGCACUCCCGAAAGGAAGGAUAUUGCUGCUCCUCCUUAUAGAAAACGAAAGAGGGGCAAAAAGCGGUCUUCAAAUAAAGAUCCGAGGUGUGAGACUGACUGUUCUCGUGUUCAACCUGCCCGUGAUACUCCUGUAAAGUCUCCCAGUACUUCAGCUCGUCAUGAUGAGUUGCUUUUGAUAGAACAGAGGGAGAAUACGUCAACAAAAAGAUCUCAAUCGGCUUCUGAACUUGCUCUAAUGGAAUUUUCAGAGAUCUGGAACGGAUUAGCUGCGAAAGUGUUUGAGAAACUAGACCAAGGAAAUCCAUCACAGAAAGCCCGGACGGACAUUGGAAAGUUGCGAGAUUGCGCUCGACGAUUGUACGAGAGUGGCGAUAUACGUCAUCUCAAGGAAUUCGUGGCAAUGACAACUACAUUGUACUACUACUACACUUUUGAUCCUGCUCUCAAAAAUCUGGUGGGACCUCAUUCGUCAUGA
This is a messenger RNA of Ostertagia ostertagi, 1623 nucleotides long. NCBI's taxonomy places the organism in Eukaryota, Metazoa, Nematoda, Chromadorea, Rhabditida, Trichostrongylidae. The record is from the annotation of a GenBank genome assembly.